Molecule: messenger RNA, 2489 nt
Organism: Lytechinus variegatus (green sea urchin)
Lineage: Eukaryota; Metazoa; Echinodermata; Echinoidea; Temnopleuroida; Toxopneustidae
Product: mucin-22-like
Exons: 6
Coding region: 225-2489 (754 amino acids)
Source: RefSeq, a predicted model, not a curated record
GAUAGCUGAAUUGGAAUAUUCGACCUCAAAAAUUUUGAGAGGAACAUGUGGGCAGAAUGGCGCAUUCAUACUAAUUAUGAAGAGAAAGGAAUGCUAUUUUUCUAUAGUAUUGCGACGAUAUAAUCAGUCAUAAGAUGUAGAUACGAGUAUCCAGGAUUGGCCCGUGAAUCUGUUAAGAAAAUCUGUCAACAAACUUGUUUGAUCAACACACUGGAAGCAGAAGAAUGGAGGUCUUUGACGGUACACAUGUAUUGCUGGUUUUAUGUUCGUAUAUUCUAGUUGUAUUCAACCACCCAUCACGAGCAAAUACAUGCACAGUCGGUGAGGAUACUGACUCAUCGCGAUUUGACACAGAGAUUGUCUUUGGACUGUUCCCAAACGGUCAGAAUUCCACCGAUCUAGGGGAGUUCGGUAGCAUCACCCAAACGACAGCAGCCAAACCAGGAACGGAUAUCACCUUUUCCCGUCCUUUCAGCGGGGCAUUCCUGGGCGUGACGGUUGACGCCAUACCCGACCAAAAGAUCGUCACCUUCACACCAGCUACGACUGUCACAAGAACGACGGGUUUCAGUCAAGGAACAUUGCGCAUCAUAUCGGUUGACCCGAUUAAAACCUUCGUUUAUGGGUAUAAUAGCGCUAACCUCACGUUCGGAGCAAUGGGCACCAUCCCGCUCGAAUACCUCGGUCAAGAAUACUUUGUGGUUGUCCGAGCAAACCCUGGUCUUGGCCAGGUAGUCAUCUCGUCUUUGGGGCAACCUACUCUGGUCAAGAUUUCCCCUAACGCGGUAUUUGAAUUCAACGAGAUCCUCUAUGACGGAACUGAAAAUCUUGUAAUCGAGAUUCCCGCCUGGGGUCAAAUGACUGUUACGGCUUCCUCAAAUGAUUUCACGGGAUCAAGGAUCUUAGCCAACCAAUCCGUAUCCGUGGUGAGCGGAGCAGCAUGUGCCUACACUACCAAUGCCAUAGAUGGACCAUGUGACUACGCCAUAGAGCAGCUGCUACCCUACGAUCGCUGGGGCACUGUCUUCAAUGUGGCACCGUUUAACGGAGCCUCGGCUUCUGGUUACUUUGUCCAAGUGACAGCAGCUCGGGACAAUACCACUGUAAUCGUAAAUGGAUCUCAAGUAGAUCUUAACCAAAGACAGACAUUCGAUUUUGACGUUGCAGAUGAUGCCAUGCUAAGAAUCACCAGUAAUCAACCCGUGCAGGUCAUCAAGUUCAUGAAGGGUACCAUCUCCAUGGUCCUAGUACCUCCAGAAGAGCAAUACACCAACCAAGUAACUCAUGUCUGCAUGAACCCUAUACAGGGCCAUUCUUUCUCUCACCACUUCACAAUCGUCACGUCAUGUUCCAGCAGCUCUGGUCUAAGCGUCGUCUAUAGGAAUACUGGAGCAUCAGAGACAACAGUGUCUUUGGGUUCCUUCUCCUUUUUGAAUCACAGUGGCAUGUGUGCCUUCAGUGGUUCCGGACAGGAAGGUCUUACAUACAAAAUCGCACAUUCAGAUCCGCAAUCUACGUUCUACGUUGAGGCUUACGGGACGUCCCCCUCUGGUAGCUUUGCUUUUGUGGGAAAUCAACUAUACAAGCGGUUGAGAUGCAUCGACUACGGUAACGAAUUCCUGUUCGGAACCACCCCAACUGUAGCCACAAGUUCCGUGUCGCAAGUCAACACGUCGGAGACAACGGAAGGGAUAUUGGCUACUACAAGGGAAUUUACAUUCCUAAAUGUUCCGCUUACAAACUACACUAUUGGAAGUACUUUGAGUGAUUCGACAAUUGAUGUGGCAUCUACAAUAGACACCGUGAUAUCAGAGACAACCAUACCUGCCUAUAGUCCUACUCCAAUCGUUAAUACGACACCUACCACUGGUACUACUGUAGCCGCUGUUGCUUCUAUUGAUGUUUCUAAUUCAACUGCCGCUUCGGCUGAUAAUGGAUCUACUUCCCGUAUCAUUACUACCGGUACUUCCAAUAUCACUACUAAUACAAAUGCUACUAGUUCUACAGCUGCUACCCUGAAUACCCUGGAUAUUACUUCUUCUGUUGUCUUUGCUCAUUCUUCUGCUUCAUCUGCUGAUUCUAACGGUAGCGUUUCUGCUAUUGCUACCAACACCAGUAUCACUGCUUCUUCUGUCUAUACUGGUAAUACCUCUGCGUUUGUUACCACAAAUUCUUCCUUGGCUGGACAUCCUGCUCCAGUUACGACUGAUUCUGCUCUUGAUGAUGCUACAAACACACAUGUUAGCACAACCGUUGCUGUUGCUUCAUCUGCUGAUGCAUUCACCUCUACCGCCAGCACUUCCUCUCAGGCUACGAGUUCUGCAGGGGAACCAAUGCCCACAAAUACCCAUUCCUCGACAAUCAUAAACCAACCUUUACCACUAAUCAAAGAGCUCCAAGAAACCACUGCACAUUUAUCACCAGACGUCGGACCCGACAACAGCGUGCGCGACUUCGACGAUUCCCAGAGAAGUGUCAGCCUUUGUUAA